GUUCGUUUCAAAGGUCACAGGUUCAAGUCCUCUGCGGUACACAUGAUACAAGCUUCUGUCACGGCUUAACAUAUUUCUAUCGUACUCCUGGUUCAAUACCGUGCUAAACCAGCCUGCUCGUGCAUUCUGUUGACUAUCAGAACACCACCACUACUCUCACCAACGCCUCUCGUCUGGCAUGUUGCCGACCAAUUCUGUUAUUCAACCGAUGCAGGGAAACCCCAGCAGCUCCAGACCAUCCCGGCGAGUUUCACGUUCGCAUUCCUAUGAUCAACCUCCUUCAAAUAUUGCGUCACGACGCCAAGGCGCUUCAUCCUUCACCAUCCAUGCCCGUUUACCCUCGGACGCAUCUCACACAUCGCGGUCGUCUGACCGCCCUAUCUCUUUGGUACCGACACUCUCUCCUGCAUCGACUUACAGCACGUUCUCUUGGUCUGGAAGUUCUAACACCCAAGAACAGCUAUCACCCAAAACUCCCGAACUCUCUUACUCGCCGGCGACCACUAUCGCAUCUCCUGUAGUGACGCCUAUAACCGCGUUUCUUUCGGAAUUCUACGAACCAGAUUCAAGAUCGGACAGCGGCGCCCACACACGAGGCGAUCCUCAACGAUUAGAUCUCUUCGGGGAGAGAGACGGGAAGAGUAUGGGAAACAAACAGCUCUCAGAAUCUCCAUUCAGUCAUAUGGCUGAUGAGACCAGCCCGCCUCUUCCAGACGAAAUACACCUGACGAAGUCAACACCAAUGUCAUUGAUCGCGGCAGGCUGUGCUCCAUCGGAGCAUGGUUCAGGGAAGAUACCCCCUGACGUUCGCAAGUCUCGUCGUUUCUGCCGUGACUUUGGGGAGCCUGUCUGGUCAAAGGACCUCCAUGAUGAAUUUCCCACAUAUCUCGCAAAGGACUUGCCAGUGACACCUUUAUCCUCCUCUCCCCCAACUCCGCUGAGUCAUGACAUCCUACCCCGACCUUCACGGUCAGAUGCCUGUAAUCUUUUCUCAGAGGACGAAACUACUGCCGUCAGGGAAUUUCUAAGGGUAUGGGGUUCGAACAAUAGGAUGAAGGAGCUUCCAUCGAAGCCGCAGAUCAGCGAAGCCCCAGGCACCCAGAGCGAUGAUGAUUACUCAUGGGAGGCAGCAGAAGUUGAGGAUAGUGUUGGAGAUCCCACGUCUUGCAGCAUGCUUCUUCACGCAGUCAGCCAGAUGGUGGGCCUCCCAUUUGAAAACACAACGAUGGAAAACAGGGCCUCGAUCGCCUCCACACCUCCGGAGCUCGAUAUACUUGGUCGAUUGACUCAGGAUAGUCAUGGAAUCUCACAGAUCCUGCAUCUAUCCUCGCCUCGCCAGUCUGCUGCGCUCGUCAGGAGUCCCAGUAUUCUUCCAGACAGCGAUGGUGCCAACGUGAGCGACAGCGCUUCGUCAGACGCCUGUCAGCGAGUGGAUCAACCUCUUGACGUCACACCUCAACCUUCAGUGACCUCCGGUUCAGUCACGGGAAGUAACGCUUCCACAUGUGAGGAUCAGGUUGACGUGGUAGCCGCCAAGUCGAUGAACGUGCCUGUCAUUCUAGCGACUUCCUCGAAUGAAGCCCCUCUGCACCGACAAUUAAGUCUUCGCAGAGCCAGAACCGAUAGCAACCUAAGGCGCCGCGGUCAGAUCUUCAAUAUAGAGAAGCAAGUCAUACACGCUGCAUCUACUGGCACAGUAGAUUUAUACAGGUCCUAUUUACCCACAAGAGAUCCGCCACCGCUCCCACCCCUUCCAGCUCCCUCGAUAAGACGCGUUUCAGCACUCGACAGGCUCGAAACUAGCCUGUCAAGGCUCAAGUCGCACAAUUCGCAUCAGCGGAAGUCCAGUAGGGUAGAAAAAGUUAACGCACCUUCGGAUGACCGAAAACCAGCUCUAUCCACUACCCCACGAGAGCGCAAGCACCAGUCCAGUGCCGCUCGUAUUCCGGAUUCUCGUUCUGGACACGGACGCCACUUCUCGAGCCCCAUGCCCGAGGAUCAGAAUCAUCGCAAGGCGCCUCGGGUUGAGACCGGUCCCAUUAAUGGGCGUCUGCAGGAGCGCGCUGCCAAGCUAUUUCCAUGCCCGGAGAACCGAGAGUUGACUAUGAGAUCUUUCAUGGAGAUGGAUGUGGUACCUCCAAAGGCUCCGCCCCCUCGUCGGAUAUCGAGAUUAGGGAGAGUCGCUGCUAGAUUGAGCCAGGGCAUAACGAAUUGGGGGAGGAAUAUCACUGGAUCUAGGGGCGUCAAGGAAUCUUCGUAGGGCUUGGUGUGUUAAACUGGUACGCAACCAGUGUGCGUGUGUUCUUUUGAUUUGUACCAUGACUUUUACUAUGUAUCACAAGAUCAGUUAUUUAUGUAGUAUUAAUAUCGUCUAGCUUUGUAUUGUUAUUCGUAACUAACUAUAAUACGAUUCCUAUAUAUUUGGG
Messenger RNA from Suillus clintonianus, 2426 nucleotides. RefSeq lists its product as uncharacterized. The transcript is spliced from 3 exons. The record is from RefSeq and is a predicted model, not a curated record. Bases 179 to 2260 code for a protein of 693 amino acids. Lineage: Eukaryota; Fungi; Basidiomycota; Agaricomycetes; Boletales; Suillaceae.